This is a messenger RNA of Hypanus sabinus (Atlantic stingray), 3473 nucleotides long. RefSeq names its product histone-lysine N-methyltransferase 2D-like. Lineage: Eukaryota; Metazoa; Chordata; Chondrichthyes; Myliobatiformes; Dasyatidae. The record is from RefSeq and is a predicted model, not a curated record. The transcript has 4 exons. Bases 137 to 2368 code for a protein of 743 amino acids.
GCAAAAGUGAAGCCGAGACCGACUGUCAAGCUUGGCAUUCCUUUCCUUGAUCGGCCAAAACCUGCGGUGCCAACUCCAAACCUACAAGAUCAGAUGUUGCUUUCGAAGAUCCCAAGGACAAUGAUUAUUGCAGGUAAUGACGGAAAGUCCGGCAUUGACCAGCCGAGCCUCGGAGGCUACGGCAAUGGAAUGGCCAGCGCAGAUGACGAGUGGAUCCCACCCCCUCCCCCCAUGGCUCCCCCGCCCCCCCCCACCAAUGGCUCCCCCGCCACCUCCGGUACAGAGUCCGCACAGCGGCCACCUGCCUUACGAGCUGGCCGUCCCGCCGCCCCCCAGCAUGGCCCCGCCCCCACCACCCCCUCACCACGCCAGCCACCUGCAGCAACUCCCAAACCUUCCGGCACCCAGUCCUCUCCCUGACAACAUCCACCUGCCACCCCCGGCGGCGAUUCCCCUGGCACCUCCCCUGUCCGCUCCCCCAGCACCUCCUCUGAUGGCCCCUCAAAAACACCUUCCAAUGACUGGCCAGUACCCCAGAGCGACCCCCCCCGUUCUUCCACCAAAUGACUAUUCUAAGGUGCACAGUGAAACCUCAAGGGGCAGUCACAUUAGACCCCCUAAAAAACAGCCCCCUCCUCCCCCACAGAGGGAUCUAAUGCACCCCCUGAAACCUGAGCGACACUCGCCGUUUGGGCCCAGCUCUUCGCAGAUCACCACCUCGAACACCAUUUCCUUCCUGGCUGACCCAUCCGACCCAUCAAAAGUUGCAUCCACCUUCAACCCCAAGGCAACAGCGAAGCUCUACGGAUUCUCCGAUCCGGUUACCGGGCCGGAAGCCUCGGCGGAGAGUGACCGCAAGGUGAGAGGCAAAUCCAUGAUCGUCAUGCAAGAUGCAAAGCCCUACCCAGUGGAUCCUGCUGCGCACCAGAAGAUGGUGAUGGAAGGAAGUGGUGAAUAUCCAGUCAUGAACAAAGCACAGGCAGAUCCCAGUGCGUCCAGACCGCAGAAACCAGCUCGCAGGAGCCAGGCAGUGGUUCAGCCCAAAUCGGGACCCAACAUUCCCGCCUAUCUACCUGUGGACUACCUUGUCUCAGAUCCGACUGAGAACCACUGGAAUGGUAACGCUGACGUUCAACAGGCUGGAUCAAACCAAAUUCAGGAUUCAAACAACAAUCAAACUUUCACCAAUCUGCCCAUUUCUGGAAGGCCUAGAGAAGAAGAGAGAGGAGAGUCCAGCGAAGCGGGUGACUUUGAAAGCCCAAGUUCCUCAGGAAGUGACUUGUCAGAUUUCCCGUAUGUCAAGCCAAGUUUCCCGGCUGCCAGAACUGCAGAUUUACCAGAUUCUUUGCCAGAACCAGCUCAACGGGGCUCGAAGCACGGCGCUGAACCACGCUCACCGCUGGCCCUUCUAAUGGCUGCCAAGCAGCGAGACCUGAAAAACAAAGCUCCCAAAUCUCCCUCGGAUGCCCCGACCCUGUCCAUUGGGGGCAGUCGGUACAUUAGGCCAACCAAUCCAAAUUCAUUCCAAAUCAUGCCGCGAUCGAAUUACCGGAAGCAGUUGUCACUGGGAGAGCCAGACAUUACGCCGCCAAGCGAGGAUGGAGAUGGUGACGUUCCUCCCGGGGGUGCAGAAAGGAGCUUGAACUUGCCUCAGUUUUCCUUCCCCAGGGUUGCUGAACUCGAAAGCUCCCACAAAGACGAAGACAUGUCCUUGCUCUUGCUUCCGCCUCCUCCUCUCUUCAGUGACGAAGACAAUGAAGAAUUCCCACUCCCGUUCCUGCCGCCGCCUGCGGAAUUUUCCAACGACGAUGACAAUGGGAGUGCUUCCACGGAAUCGGAACGAGAAGGGAGCAGGGAACCUCGAGCAGCUGCCUGGUCAGACAGCUCGAGCCCCUUUGUGCAAGGACCCACCUAUGAAAGGGGUGGUCAUUGGACAUCCCCUCACUGUAACAGCCCAGCAAGUAUAAGCACCCACCUCAUUAACAGACCAUCAGUAAAUACAUCUUCUGCCUCAAACUCCAAUGGACUGAAGCCACUGCUGGCACCAAAGCCCAACAAUGCAGCCCUGAAUGCAGGUUCCAGCAAACUUCAUAUUUCCAACCACCUUCUGGCUAAAGCACACGACAGAAAUGUGCCAAGACUGGACCAGAAACAAUCAGAGGCUAGAAUAUCACCGAACGGUCUGUUGGCAAAGAGUAAUCUUAUUGGUGAACUGCAGUCCAAGGUGCAGACUUUAAGCACCCAGUCAGAUGUGGGGUCUAAAAGCUUCCACAGUACAAAGUUUUCACAAUUUCAUGGAAAGACCUUCACGGUCCGACCUGGUGCAAAACAACCAAUUACUGUGGUCAGCACUUCAGCCACCAAAUGAGCAAGCAACUACUCUGCCAUGCAAGGUAUUUUCUGGUAGCUUCAUCUAGACAUCAGCUUGUUAACCAGAGGAUGGUGCCAACUGCUUCAGUUUUCCUGAGAGGUGUAAGAUCCUGCUGACCUGAUGAGAUGAGAUGCCAGUGUGCCGAAGAUACUUUUAGAACCGCUUAUAUUGAACUGAGGAUUAUAUAAGAUGUAUGUUCUUGACAACUAUAUUUACUGAAGUAUCUUUCUGCACAUUCUCCCUUUUACUGUGUUGUAUAACACACAAACACCAAUCUGUGUCGUAUUUUAGCAUGGUUCUGGCCCGUAAUCUUAUAACCUGUUGAUUUUGCCUAAUUCCCAUGUAAACUCCACAUAGAAAAAGUACAAUUUUUGGCAUAUAAUCAAUCAAAUCUUCUUUUCACUUUUUGAACAACUGUGUAUACAUCACAUAGGUCUGUUUUUAAGCUAAGCAUGUAACCAAUGAAAAUGUUCUGUAAUAUAUUAAAUUAUUUAUUUUUAUUACAAUUUACUUCUCAGUCAUUAGGUAUUAACUUGUACAAUGUAUUCGUCUCCAGAGCUAAGUCUGGUGAAGUGAGUCUAAAUUAAUGGUGCAGAUUGUUAACGACCGCUGUUUGCUUAGCCUGUUCUACAAUCCUCAUGUAAUUAAAUGACAAAAUUGUUCACCUUAUAACUUGUAUUAAAAAUAUUACAAUGGAAAGAAAUAUCUUUAGAUUGGGAAAGGGGUUAGCAGAAAGUGCCCUGUAUCCAACCGGAACUUUGAUAUGUAAAUUACAAGAUCAAAUGGAAUAUUUUUACUAAAUGUUAUCUUUUGUAUAAAAAUCAAAAUAUAACAAUGUACUGUAUAGGCAAGUUUGGUGUCUUAUAGCAUGAAUCUCUUAACUUUACUUCCUCUCUCUGUAUUAGACUAAGUCUGUGAAAAUGCUUUGAACAAAGACGUUGUCCUACACAGGAACGUCACUGCUCCAUUUUAAAAGGUCAAUUAACAGUUUGGUAGGUCAGACUGAUUAAGCACUUAGUGUGCAAGGUUCUCAACAUUUACAAACCCUUUGCCCUUCUACAUUAGUUAUGUUUGCUGUUGAUUAAAUAUAUAACGUCUCAAA